GGGUGCGGCGGUUGGCGGCGCAGGCGCACUGGCGCCCCCUUCCCCCCCCCCGCCCGGGAACAGAGCAAAGCAGAAGAUGCUGUUGAUGGCGGAGCGGGAGCUUCGUUGGAGCUAGAUCCUCGGUGACAUGGGUAACGAGAACAGCUUGGAAACCGGCGAGCUGGGUCCGAUAUCCACGCCGGGAGGCGGCGGCGGAGGAGGCGCACAACCACUGAAAACACCCGCGGCCCCCAACGGAGCGCCCGGAGGGCGAGCGACGGCAGGCGGCAGUGCAAGACCACAUCAGAGUAUUCAGCUUGGUCAGCCCGAUGUGAAAACUGAGAUCCUCCAACAAACUAUUCCCAACAAUGAAAGUGCUCGAAGAAUGCAAAAUCAAGGUCGCUCUACACAAUCUAUACAACAAGACCAACGGAGGAAUCUCCAAGUUGACACAAAUAUGAAAAGAACAGAAAAAUUCCAUUCUGCAUCCCCAGAUAGAGGAAGUGCUCCGACCUCUCCUUAUUCAGUACCCCAGAUAGCUCCGCUGCCCAGCAGUACGCUGUGUCCUAUUUGUGCAACUACAGACCUGAACUCUUCUCCAAAACAGCCAAACUUCAACACUUGUACUCGGUGUCAAUCAGUAGUGUGCAAACAGUGUGGGUUUAACCCUAAUCCUGAUAUUACAGAGGUAGAAGAAUGGUUGUGCUUAAACUGUCAGAUGCAGAGAGCACUGGGAAUGGACAUGACGACUGCACCACGCUCCAAGAGUCAUCAGCAGCUACCCUCUCCAUCACACCAGCCCAAAGCAGAACCACAAGCAAAUGUGCUGAGGCAGUCUCAAUCAGAUCAUAUCCCCCAAAAAGGAAGGACCACUCCGGUAAAAAGGGAACUUCCAAAAGUGCCAUCUGAUGUGCAGAGCAGACCUGAGACCAAGAUUCAACCGAGUCAGAGUGAGCAGCGAGGGUCAGCACCUGAUCAAUCUCAACCACACCUUCAUGGUCAACCAAAGCCUGUUGGCCAAACAGAGGCAGCCCGGCCUAUCGGUCAGAGUCAGCAAACUAAGCCUCCCGUUGCAGAACAGAGGAAAACAGCAGAUGGCUCACCGGCAAGAACACAAGCUGGCCCCACCAGUAUACCCCAAGACCAGGAGGGCAUAACUGGUAAACUCUUUGGGUUUGGAACUUCACUUUUAAACCAGGCUACAAAUCUAAUAUCCACACAGCCAGAACAGACUCCACCAAGUCAACAAUCACCCGCCAAAGGGUCAUCAGCUAAGCAGGCUUCAAAAAUAGUUUUCAGUGAUCAAAGCACAGAAAUAAGUUCAAAGUUACAGGGUUCGAUUCCAGGAAUUCAAAUUAAAACUGGAGAUGUCUCUUCAUUUAAACAAGGAAAACCAGAGUCGGUUAUUCAACAGAAAGUAGCCAAGCCCAAAGUAUUGUGCCCACUAUGUAAAACAGAACUGAACGUGGGAUCAGGUCAGUCCCCCAACUUUAACAACUGCACUGAAUGCAAAGUCCAAGUGUGCAACUUGUGUGGCUUCAAUCCAACUCCGCAUCUGAUAGAGAAAAAAGAGUGGCUCUGCCUGAACUGUCAGACUCUGCGGCUAAUGUCUGGAAAUUUAGGAGAUGCGUCUCUUUCUGCCCCACCAUCUGCAUUAAAACCACAACCAGCAUUAUCACCACACCCGCAAGGGCAAAUGGGUGCCAGUAUGCAACAAAGGAAAGGGAGCAGUCAACAACAGCAAGUUGGAUCUGUGCAACAAAUUCAGCAGCAGGUCCCUCCAGCAGCAGGUCAACAAUUCUCACUGCAGAAGGGACCGUCAACACUGAAGUUAACAAAACAGUCCACACCAACUAAACAGCAAGGUCCAUUGGUUGUAGGUAAACAGCAAACGCAGCAAAUGCAUCCUGGACACACUGAGCCCCAGAAGCUUUCCCAGACUGCAGACCCAAACAGGUCACAGUCAGCUAAAACAAAGCCAAAACCUGCAGUGCAGAACACUACCGUGUCUGUACCAUCAAAAGUGAUCAGCACAGACAAGAAAGUGGACCCUUCAAAGGAAAUCACCCAGGCAGCCGAUCUGCAAAAAGUAAAAAUGCAAGAGGAGUUCAGCAAAAGCUAUCCUCAGGAGCAGUCACGCAGCCCACAGAGUUUAAGUGAUACAGGCUACUCAUCUGAUGGCAUAUCAAGCUCCCAAAGUGAGAUCACAACUUUGCUGCACCAUGAGGGGCAAAAACUUAAUGAAUCUGGUCUCACACCACACAGUCCGACGAGCCCUUCAGAAUUUACCAAGUUGGAGAGCACCAUGCGGCCAUUGCUGGAAUCGCAAAAUGUUCGAGAUCGUGCGAAAGGAGGACGGACUGUUUCCGAUUCAAGUGAGACACAAAUACAGCACGAUAGGCUACAGUCACUUCCAGUUACACCAGAGUGUUAUAGUUCUGAUGAAGAACUUGAAGAUAUACAAGAGGAGGAUGAAGAUACUUUGGAAUGGGAAAACCAAAGGGAGCGAAGAGAGAGUCUAGAAUCGCUUGAUGAGUUUGGCAGAAAACUGCAGCAUGACUACACUCAGAGAGGCAGUGAAAGUGCAAAACCACCUCCUCAAGCUCAUCCCGCAAAUGCAGGUGCAGAGUUAACAGAUGAGGAGUUUAUGCGAAGGCAGCUCUUGGAAAUGAGUGCAGAAGAGGACAAUUUGGAAGAUGAGGACUUGGGCAGUCAUACAGGCCAUGUUAGUAUGAAAAAGAGUAAAAAACCUAACUCAGAAUCCAAAAAACUAAGUAUUUCAAAGAGACAUCAGAAUCUUAAUGCAACCAGCAGUUAUGAAGGUACAUCAAUGGAAAAUUAUAGGCAAGAAGAAAGCCAGUCAUGGCAAGAACAGAAGGAACACGAUGAUACCCAUGCAGAAUCUAUAAAUCACGCAGAAGACUCAGUGGGGGAACCAGCUGGAUUACGGCGUUUUAAGACUAUUGACCUGAACACCACAAAUACCUAUACAAGUAGAAGUAUUGAAGUUUGCAAUGAAGCAGAUCUUAAUACUGACAGAGAACCUGAACUUGAGAUGGAAAGUUUAACAGGGUCACCAGAUGAAAAGUCUAAGGGUGAAUAUUCAUCCACAUUGCCUGCCUCAACACCUACAUUAUCAUCGGGCACGUCCCCUACCUCUGUCUCGUCGCUCGAGGAAGAUAGUGAUAGUAGUCCAAGUCGAAGGCAUAGACUUGAGGAAGUUAAACAGCAGAGAAAGGCAAGACAUCGUUCACAUGGGCCUCUGUUGCCAACCAUUGAGGACUCUUCUGAGGAAGAAGAACUACGGGAAGAAGAAGAGCUUCUUCGAGAACAGGAGAAAAUGCGUGAAGUUGAACAGCACCGUAUCAGAAGCACAGCAAGGAAAGCAAAGAGGGAUAAAGAAGAAUUGAGGGCACAAAGAAGGCGUGAAAGAUCCAAAACACCACCAAGUAAUCUUUCUCCCAUUGAGGAUGCUUCUCCCACAGAGGAGUUGCGUCAAGCUGCAGAAAUGGAAGAACUUCAUCGUUCAAGCUGCUCUGAGUAUUCACCAACCAUGGAUUCUGAAGCUGAAGGUUUUGAAAUAACAACCUGUAGGUUGUACAAGUCAGGUAGUGAAUACAACCUCCCUUCAUUUAUGUCCUUGUAUUCUCCAACGGAAAAAUCAUCAAAUUCGGCAGCAAAUCAAAAACCAUUGAAAAGUGCAGAGGAAGCAUAUGAGGAAAUGAUGAAAAAGGCUGAAAUGCUAAAGUCACAGCAACCAACACAAGACACGUCUUAUAGCAGCGCUUAUCAGCCAGAUGAUUACAUUGAGAAUAAUUACAAAUACCAAUCAUCAGAUAAGUCCAAUUACUCAAAGAGUGAGAUACCAUUACCCCAGCCAACCAUAAAAACAGAGCCUCAGAAAGCAAAGCGGGAUAAAGAAGAAUUGAGGGCACAAGUACAUGAGGACACAUCAAAGACUGGAGCACAAACUCCCAAAUUGUCCCAUUCACCAUCACUUGACCUUCGCCUCCAGCAACAAAAUGCCCAACUGCAAAAUCUUGAGCGGUCUCACCAGGAAAAGAAGCUUCUUGAUGCACAAAGUGCUUAUAUUGAACUCGCAAGGCAAACGGAUGCACUCCUUACACCUGGCACAAGUCCCACGCAGUCAUCUGCCCCAAUUUCUUUUAUAACAUCCAACAGUAAUAGAGGCAUCCCUGAUGUUCGGGUAACGCGGUAUUUCACCAGAGACAUGCAGGAACAAAGCCAUACUGCAAAACCCAUGGGAACAAAUGUUAACAAUUCACAAAUAGCUACGGCUUCUUACACAACGUACAAUAAAAGAUCAGCUGUGACAGUGGCCACUGCAGUAGUGGGUCUGUCCUCCAGUAGUGCAGGGUCUAUAGAUCGAUCUGCAGGAUACAGUCAAAUAAGACCAUCAGAUCCUGGAAUGUCAGCACAUUACAAUACUCAAAGUAAUAAUACUUCUGGGGCUAAGAAAUUCGGUGAAUCAUAUGGGUUGUCAAGCACUGAUGGGACAUCCACACAAACAACUGAGAACUUUUUCAAAAGUUCCAGUUCUGAAGGACCUAUUUCCCCUUCUUCUGUACAGAGAUCUAUCGCUCGAACAAACAUGUCGACAAGUCCUAUGGCAGGUAGUAAAUCAACUGCAGAAUUUUCAACGCAGACUUCAAAUAACAGAGUUUUGUCACCUUCCAGCAUGGGCAUGGCUUCAACACCAUCCACAGUGAUGGCACAAGGAACUCAGACUUCAGUGAGGUCAUCCCGCCUCACCAGGCAAAUAUCCUCUCCUGACUCCACAUUCAUGGUCAUUACUCUGGCAUCAAACGUUUCGUCCUCAUCCCAGCCAUUAACUGUUAAUUCAGCUACUUCCCCCAGCAACUCACCUACGAGGCUGAGUCGGCAACAAACCCUACAGGGCUGGACGCAGCCGAUGAUUGCUUCAUCACAUCAGCAGAUUCAGAUGCAAAUGCAGUCCAUGUAUAACAAGUCUUCUUCACAAGGUGAUCGAGUAUCUAUAAUUCAGCCAUUGCAGAGAGGGCAAAUAUCAUCGGUUAUCACGGCUUCUAAUAUGGUUGGCCCAGGUUUAGAAAAUACUUCCUUAAAUGAAGUUUCAAGGACAUGUAGCUCAAUUGUAGAUCUUCGAACAGCUAUUAAGUCACCUCCUGUCAUAAUAACAGAUCAUGGCAUGGAUUUGACAUCCUUGGCUACGGAAAGUAGGAAAUACUCGCUUGAAUCAGACCAACUUCCAUGUCGUCAAUCCACUGCUGUGCAGCCAUUAAUCAUGAAUCUUAAUGUGCAGGAACAUCCACAAAUAAGCACAACUGCUACAACAAGCAUGGGGAUAACAAUAACGUCAUCAAUGGUAAUUUCACAGACAAAAGUGCCGAAGAUAUAUGGUGAUCCUUUCCAGAAUCGUAUGGACCUAGGUCAUGGUACAGCAAAAGCAAUUUGUCUCAUGCAAACAAAACAGCUAGAAUCAAUGGUUCAACCCCCUCCUGGUAUAGAGAGUGGAAGCAACAUUGAUAUGGCAACUGUUAUGGCAAGAUCAGAUCUAGAUAGUCAAAUCCAACCACAUUUUGCUCGAUUCAACUUGGCUAAUCAAAUGACUCCGGUGCGUAAAGUUGACAUUUUAGUGAAUCAGAGCAACAUCAAUAAUGCCAUAAAUAUUAGUGCCAUUCCUAAGCCAUUACCUCAAGACAGUGCUUUUAUUGCCUCACAGGUAAACAAAGAAGCAUCUCUGGAAUUAAAGCCAUCUGCUCCCCUAGCCAACGUGCAUGCAGUGAAAAUACAUGAUACACUGGUGCAACUGGACAACACAGCAGCUGGCACUGUCACAAAGUUGAUAAAAGAUGAUCACCCGUCCAAUGUAAUGAAUUUGACAGGACCAAAACCAGAAGGGGCUGUUUGUUGUGACGUUGUGUAUAAAUUUCCUUUUGCUGAUAGCUGCACAGGUUCAUUUAACCAAGGAUCACAAGUCCCAGAGCUAGCAACAUAUGAACCACAACAAAGUCAAAGGAAAACUGCUCAUCAAUACUAUGACAACAGAAUUCAGGAACCUGUUGAUAGUUACCACUAUAAAGAACCCAUGGCUGCUUACAAGGAUGGUCUUAACUUGUAUGAAGAGCACAAAACAUUUCCGAUGGUAUUCUCUGGUCGACUGCACUCAUCUAUGUCAGACUCCAAUCUGCUGGAGUCCAGCAUUAAUUACAAUUUAUUAAAAAAUGAACCUCUUUAUCACCCAACUGGAGGUGAUAUGGCUGUAGAUCUGAGUACAAUGAAAAAUCCCUACGGUUUAUCAUUCAAUCAGGCAAGGGACUGGGGUCUUGGAAUGCAGUAUGGCUCCUUCACUGAUCUUAGACAGCAGUCUGAUAUCCUCAGCCAACCCCCACCGAUCAGAAGAUAUAGUUCAAUGUCUAAUAUUAACUCAGAUUAUGGAUAUUCGAUGCGCGAUGAUCUGUCAAAUUUUCAGGAGGCCAGUUUGGCCCAUUACAGUGCGACCACUGCUCGGGAAAUCAGCAGGAUGUGUGCAGCUUUGAAUUCCAUGGACCACUAUGGAAGCCGGUACGCAAACAGUUCAGAUUCUAUGCAGUAUGGGACACCUGAUCCGAAUGCACGAUGUGAUGGGCUUUCAAGAAGCAGUAUGAUGAUAAACCAACAAGGAAUGUCUCCAGUAAAACAAAAUCUGAUGUAUAAUCCAACAUUCUCUGAUUCUCGGCGGCGCAUUGCAGCUCGCGGCUAUGGCAGUGUGCCACAUGCUGUACGCAUGAGAUCUGUAAGCCAGAUGUAUCCUCCAACUGCAUCUGUGAGAGCACCGGACGGCAUGAUUUACUCUACAAUCAACACCCCAAUUGCUUCCACUCUCCCUAUUACAACGCAGCCAUCAUCUAUCCUGCGCCCUAUGUUGAGAGGUAUUUACAGACCCUAUUUGCCUGGUGGUGUCACAGCGGUGCCUUUAGCCAGGUUGACCAGACUUCCCCUCGUUGCACCACGGAUGCCUGCCGCAACUUCCCCAAUGUAUCGGUAUCUGCCACCAGACAAAUUUACUGGCGUUUCUACAACUUCAGCAGGUGAAACACCAAUCUAUCUGGGAAAGCCUGGUACAGAUCCCACAGCUAAUGUUAAAACUGCAGGUAUGAAUGUCAUUCAAAAUGUACCAAGUCAAACCAUGCAGAGGCCUGAACAAAGUGAUAUUGCUCAACAACAAAGUGCUUUAGCUUCCAUGGCCCAGAAAUUUAACGCUGAGGCUAAUCAGUCUAAACAGCAGCCAGACUUGGGGAUCUUGCGGCAGCAGCAACAACUCCAGCAACAGCUUCAGCAGCAUCAGCAACUGCAGCAACAAUUCCAGCAACAAUUGCAGCUUCAGCAGCAGCAACUGCAACAGAAUCAUCAGCAGCACCAACAGCCAGUGCAGCAACAUCAACAACAGCCAGUGCAACAGCACCAACAGCCAGUGCAACAGCACCAACAGCCAGUGCAACAGCAAAUGCAGCAGCAUCAACAGCAGCCAGUGCAGCAUCAACAACAGCCAGUGCAGCAGCAUCAACAACAGCCAGUGCAACAGCAGCAACAACAACAGCCAGUGCAACAGCAGCAACAACAACAGCAAAUGCAGCAGCAUCAACAACAGCAGCCAGUGCAACAGCAUCAACAACAGCCAGUGCAACAGCAUCAACAACAGCCAGUGCAACAGCAUCAACAACAGCCAGUGCAACAGCCAGUGCAACAGCAUCAACAACAGCCAGUGCAACAGCAUCAACAACAGCCAGUGCAACAGCAUCAACAACAGCCAGUGCAACAGCAGCAACAACACCCAGUGCAACAGCAGCACCAACAGCCAGUGCAGCAGCAGCAACAAUACCCAGUGCAACAGCAGCAGCAUCACCAACAGCCAGCGCAGCAGCUACACCAACAACCAGCGCAGCAGCUACAGCAAGUGCAGCAGCAUCAACAGCAGGCAGUGCAGCAGCAUCAACAGCAGCCAGUGCAGCAGCAGCAACAGCCAGUGCAGCAUCAUCACCAACAACCAGCACAGCAGCUACAGCAAGUGCAGCAGCAUCAACAACAGCCAGUGCAGCAGCAGCAGCACCAACAGCAAGUGCAACAGCAGCAUCAACACACAGAGAAGCAGCAAAAUCAAGACCGAGAACAGCAUGAACAGAAAGAGCAGCAGCUACAAAAGCAGUUGCAGCAAUUGUUGCAGCAACAACUGCAUCAGCAGAAGCAGCAGGAGGCUCAGCAGAGCGAUGCUGCAAGGGCUGGUGCCAGUCGGAGGAAGCAGGAAGAAAAAGAGGAAGAGCACCAGCGAAAGCAACAGCAAGAUCAUAUUCUGUUCAUUGAGCGGGAACGUGUGGAGCUGGAAAAGCUGAGGCACCAACGUCUGCAGGAAGAGCUGGAGCGCCAGCGGUUGGAGUUGCAGCGGCACCGGGAGAACGAGCAGAUCACUGUGCAGCGUGAACUUCAGGAGCUGCAGACCAUCAAGCAGCAGGUUCUACACCAGCAGCAGGAGGAGAGGCAGGCCCAGCUUGUUUUACAGCGGGAGCAGCUGGCACAGCAGAGGCUGCAGCUGGAACAGAUUCAACAGCUGCAGCAGCAACUCCACCAUCAGAUGGAAGAGCAAAAGGUCCGAAAUACCGUAAGUUUCCCCUCAGUCUGUGAUGCGUCUGGUAGAACCCAUCCACACCCUAUGACAGAGAUGGCUAUUGAGAUGCAAAAAGCAAUCCCACAAAGUGGACAGUACUGGCCUGUAAACCAAGGCUAUGUAGAAGGUGCCUCAGUUCCCACAACGGGCCAAGAAACAUAUCUAUCCCCACAUCAUAGAGUGAUGAUGGAGCCACCACAUCGGUCCACUUCUGAACUUUCCCUUCGACCUGAAGAGCACUUGGAAAAUAGAGGCAUCAGGAAACGAAAUUCAAUGCCUAGAUUGAGGGAUGCUUAUGAGGGAAAUGAUUCAUCAUUGCGCGACCAGUUUGUUGUUAAGAAAAUAGCAGACUGCAGUGUACAAACUGAUGACGAGGAAGCAGAAGAAAGCUACUACAUGGCUCGUCGGAGAAGAACUAAGCGGAGUGUGGAUUGCAGUGUGCAAACAGAUGAUGAAGAUAAUGGAGAAAUGGAGCAACCUACUCGCAGGCGCCGCUCCAGAUUCUCAAAGCACUCGGAUUCAAGCACAGAAAGCAAACGAGAAAUGCUAAAGGCGACGUCGAGUAUUGCCAUACAAACAGUCAGUGAUUGUUCUGUACAAACAGAUCCAAAUGAGCUUGGACCAGUUUCACCUGCCAUCCACAUCACGCCUGAUCCACGUGUGGAAAUUGUGAGGUAUAUAUCUGCUCCUGAGAAGACCCACAAAGGAGAGAGUCUUGGUUGUCAGACUGAGCCUGAAGCACAGCCACAGGGCAUCGUUGGUCCUCACUUUGCAAGUUCUAACACUGUUAAUCCCUACUCUACUAACAUACAGAUUGUAACACCCGGCCCACUGGAUCAAACCAAUGUCAGGCAGCAAGGAAUCAUGAUUGUUCCAAAGUUUGAGAAAAAGAAACCAGAUCCUUUGGAAAUAGGAUAUCAAUGUCACCUUCCACCUGAACGUUUGCCUCAAAUGAUUCGCCAGCCUCCUAAGUCUCCGCAGGUGCUGUAUUCUCCUGUGUCACCACUGUCCCCACAUCGGCUAUUAGAUACAUCCUUUACUUCUUGCGAGAAGCUAAAUAAAGCCCACGUCACUCCACAGAAACAUUUUACCACAGAGUCACCUAAACGACAACAAGGUCUGCCUCGGCCGAUCAAGGUGAUGCAGCGCUCCAUGUCGGACCCAAAGCCUGUCAGCCCGACUUCAGAAGAUUCCGGAAAACUGAGAUUUUUUGUUCCUCAUCAACAAGAUCUAUAUGGAAGUCAGGUUGGAAUCUUACAGCAAAGCACUCUGAAGAAAGUGAAAAGAACACUUCCAAGUCCCCCACCUGAAGAAAUUAUGCAUGGUAGUGUACCACUUCAUCCACAGUUAUUUGGUUCCUCACUGCCUCGCAAACGGGGACCCCUACCUGACCAGAUCACUCGUGAUAAACUCCUAAAGGAUAUCAGUCACGAACUUGAAAAAGUAGAGCAAGAAUCAAACAAACUUCAAAAAAAACAGGCAGAGCUUGAUGAAGAGGAAAAAGAAAUUGAUGCAAAACUACGAUACAUCGAGCUGGGAAUCAAUCGAAGGAAGGACUCUUUUGUCAAAGAUCCAACAAAGCGAGAUAUGGGUUAUGUACGGGGUCUGGGGGAAGACAGGGAUUAUAUGUCGGACAGUGAAGUUAGUAAUGUCAGAAUGUCUUCAUACAAUAGCAACAAUGUCGUAGCUAGACCUCACACUGCUCCAGUUAAUCAGUACUCUGAAUUUUCAAUAGCCCAGCACCCAACCACAUCUCAUUAUCCUCCAUUACAGGUCACUCCUCAGGGUAUGACAAACUAUCAACAUGGAGGAUAUCAACAACUCCAUUAUGCAGUUCCCAAUACUUACCCAUCACAAAACAAUUAUCAGUCUCAUCCCACUUUACAUUCUCAAAACACCUUUCAGCCACAGCAAUAUCCGCAGAACACAAACUACCAGACUGACAGUAAUUUACAGAACAUGGUUGGAUUUCAGACACCUAACCAGUACAAUACUCAUACCACCUAUCCAAAUCCAGGUCCCUUCCAACCUGCUCAGUAUCAGCCACAGGCAAACGUCCCAACACAACAUCAGAAGCCAAGGCAGACAUCAUUGGCUGAUCUUGAACAGAAGAUACCCACCAAUUAUGAAGUAAUUGGUAACACAAAUGUAAUUAUUUCUGCAGCUCCAUCUGAGAAGGUGUACACAACGACAACAGUGAGUAACAACUAUGACCAAUACAAGAACACAGAGUUGAGAGUUGCUGAUAGUGGAAGUGCAAUUGAAAGUCCUUCAACUAACUAUUCAGUGGAUUCCCUGUACGCAAACCUAGAGCACAAUAUUUCUCGCAAUUAUGUUAUGAUUGAUGAUAUAAGUGAAUUGACCAAAGAGAAUACCUCAGCAACGGAAACUCAGAAAGUAGAACCACCUCCACAACCUAAUAAUACAAGACAUGUAAAAGAAAAGAAUGACUUCAUGGAGACAACCAAUUCUAAUAGAACCCAUGCAUACAAUAAAGCUGGUGAUGACUCAGAGGAAGACAUGUAUGACCCCCAAGUAGCAGACCAUCGAGGAAAGAAUGGAUACCAAAGGAAUUCAGAUAGCCAUGGCAGAAUAUCAAAUAGCUCAGGUGGAUCGCCCUAUUACUAUGCAGAUAGCAAUCAUAAACAUUCCCCCCGAACAGACAAGCACAAUUCUUCUUAUGGCUCUCAAAAGCAUCCAUCGAAGCAGCAAGCUCCCGCCGUGGUGUCAACCAAACGCAGCAAACACAGAAAACAAAAUAUAGAACAGAAAAUCUCCAAGUUUUCACCGAUAGAGGAAGCUAAGGACGUAGAAUCUGAUUUUGCUUCGUAUCCUACAACAUCAGCAACAGGGAACACUGUAAUACUGAAGGCACAGAAGCUUCAAGAUGAGAUAACAUAUGGUCUCAAGAAGAAUAUUUAUGAACAUCAGAGAUAUACUGGUCAUGGCAGCAGAGAAUCGCUGCAGGAUUCUGAGAGAGGCUACAACAACGGCAACAGAUCAAGGUCUUCCUCAAUGUAUGGAAUGGAUAAGUCUGGAAGAGAAGCUGCUAGUCCUCGAAGUAAAUCUUAUGAAAGGGAUGCAAUGGAACGGUCUCAAAAGGCAGGAAUGGGCCAUAGUCGACGUCCGAUAAGAGCUCAAGCAUCCCAAGACGAAGGUCCUUUGAGUCCUGUGGGAAGUCAGAUGAAUGCAAGACACUCUAGAGAACCACUCCCACCAAACGUUGUUGACAGCCGAUCUCAGUUUGGCUCUAGCCACUCCCUGCCUGAUGUGCAGGAUGGAAAAGAGACAUCACGUAGCCAUACUUACAGAGAGGAUGACGGUUAUGUCAUGGAUGAUAUGCACUGUGCUGUGUCUGACAGCGAAGCCUAUCACUUGGGCCAAGAGGAGACAGACUGGUUUGAGAAGCCAAGGGAGCGUUCUAGGCAUUACGGUGGACAGUCUUCGUCACAGAGACGUGGCUACCGAAGCCAUCCACGGCGUGACUAUGAUGAGCCAACAGAAGACUCAUGGCACUCGGCAGAUCGUUCACAGUCACGCUAUUCCUCGAAGGAGCACCAGAAGCAGUCUGCAUAUCAGUACGGGGAGCCUGCCCGCCAUUCGUCACGCCAUGCAGUUGAAGAACCAUCUCGAAAGUCAUCGAGGCAGCAAGCAAAAGAGCAAUUUCGCCAAGAAUCCCGGCAAUAUUCUCAACAGCCUUUGCCGAAAAGAAGCCAACAAUCGGAGCAGAGAUCGCAACGAGACGCUCACCUCGGUUCUGCAGAAUGGACCCAGCCUCGAUCAUCUUCCGGGCACCAUGUGGAUGCUGAGCCGCCACGAGCCCAGAAGCACUCGCAGCAACAGCAACAGUUAACCAGAAAACAGGCAGAAUCUCCAUCCCCCCAACAGCAAGCACGGACCCAGCACAGUCAGCCUCCUCCAGCACGGCAAAAUCAUUCACAGCAGCCGGCGCGGCAGUCAGCGUCACAAGCCCGACAGCCUCAACCAUCCCAAGUGCAGUCACCAUCACAAGUACAGCCGCAACAACAGCAACAGCGCCAACCUCAGCCACAGCAACGGGCACGGCAGCCUCAGCAGCAGCAGCCUCAGCAGCAGCAGCCUCAGCAGCAGCAGCCUCAGCAGCAGCAGCCUCAGCAGCAGCAGCCUCAGCAGCAGCAGCAGCAGCAGCAGCAAGCACGGGCUCCGCAACAAGAGCCACGGCAAACCCAGCAGCAGCAGCAGCAGCCACAACAACAAAAACAGCAGCAACCACAGCAGCCGCCACAGCAACAGCCACAGCAACAGCCACAGCAGCCGCCACAGCAGCAGCCACCACCACAACAGGCACAGCAGCCGCCACAGCAGCAGCUGCCACCACAACAGGCACAGCAGCAACAGACAGUUCAGCAACCAGUCGGGCAACAACAGCCUCAACCUCAACCUCAACCCCAGGCACAACAGCCACAAACAAGGCCUACCAUGGCAAAGGUGGAUCAAACAACGACUGCAAAGCCUACAGUAAAACAAGCCGCUGCACCGCAAAGAGCUGCUAACGUACCAGGUUCAAAAGCAGGCGAAGAAAAAGAGGGUGAUAUUGGAGCUUUUGUUACCAAGAUGUUGCCAGGAGCAGCUGCUGAGCAGGCUGGGAAGCUGACUGAAGGCAUCGCUUCUUUUGGCCGUAAAUUAACAUCAUUUUGGUGAUCGCACUGCUCUAAGGAAAGAUAGUGUGGGAUUGGAGAAAGGUGUAACAUACUGGAAAAACCUAUGAAGAAUCAGAAAACAUUCAAUAAGAAACUUAAGAACAUGGGACUCUGUGUAUACUGUAAUGAGGAAGAGGCACAAUUGAGACCUGAAUGGCAGCAGGAUAGUAAAUAUGCACAUCAAAUGGAGCAACUGUUUUUUCCAAGCCUGGCAGAAGGACUGCAGAACAUCUUCAGUAUUGAAGGCCAGACAGCAACAGGAAGCCACGAUUCCGUGCGAGGGCAGAGAAUGAAUUACCUCACUGUCUUAACACGGCACUGCAGGAAAAAUUACCCCAGCAUCUGACAGCUUUGCCAAGGAUUGUCCCAUAGUGGAAAUAGUAGGACAAAGCUCGUCAGUGUCUGUCUAUGCAAUGUGAAGAGGAAAACGCGUCUGAGAAGAAACGUCAUAAUUUGCUGAGACUUUAAACAAGGUUGGCUGUGCCUUAUGUAUUUUGCAGGUUGGCUGAAGAAGCUUUUUCGAGAAUCUGAUGUCUUUGGUUCUCAGGAUAACUUUACACAUGGGCACAGAAAGAAAAUUUGGAAGCCAACAUUUGACCAAGUUCAAACUGCUUGUUUGGUGGAAUUUUAAAAGUGAAGCAUUCAGGCCUUGAGAACUGAGCUAUUGGCUAUCACUGACAACUUUCAGUGAUGGUUUGGAGAUGCCUUCUGCCUCAUGAUGAAUAUUUGGAAUUAUUUAACCUCCAAACGAUGUUUGCAGAAUUUGGGAUUCCUUAUGCCUGGGCUUGCUCAGUGCCCUCUUUUCUUGGACCCUGGAGGGACAGGCAGCAUGCACAGAGUCCAGUUUCUCUCUCUUGAGCUUUUGAUCUUCAUAGGUUUUACUGUAUUCAUAGACUAGAAUUCCUUGAGGUGAACUUACUACCUUUUUUAGGGCUGGGAGCAAAAGCUCCAUUUUCCCCAAACAUUCCACUCUUUUGUUCAUUUUCCAGCUAAUUCUUUGAGAUGGGCAAGUGUAGCGAUACGUGCACAACUCUGUGGACCCAGAGGCAUUCUGGAAAAGAAUGCCAGUACUCAGCCCCUUACCCAGGACCUAGCACUGUUCAAUGAUUGUGAAACACAAACACUGGUCACACAAACCAAAAGUGUUAAAAAGUAAUCACGUCACUGGCGACAUCUGGAUUGACAUUGUGGACAGACAUGCCAUGCAGUUAUCACAAGCUAUUUCAUUACAUUGCUAUAGAUGUAUUCCACGCAAUGUUUUUACAUUAACAUGCUUGCCUGUAUUUUAAUGUAUGCUAUUUUGAAAUCGCCUUAAUCAUUCCAAUUUUGUAUACCUCAAAAGACUUUUGUUUCUCUCUUUCGGACAACCUGCAUUUUUUUUUCCUCAUCGCUACACAGUACUGGAUUUGUAUUGGGUAGAAAAGGAGGGAUGGUACUAUUAGAAGCAAUAGGUCAGUGGUAGGCUGACAAGAGCACAAAUGUGGAGGAGAAAGCAUGCCUCUGCCCUGCAUUUAUGGUAAUGUGCAAUUCAUUUGGGCUUCCAUUCAUCAGAAUAAGAUGAAGGAAAACAAUUACCAAUUCAGAUUUUCUAUGCAAUGAUAAGAAAACUGUGUUAAUAUUUAAUACUGAAUUUAAUGUUACAUAUGGCGUAAAUUAAAAUGAUAUUGAUAUUGAGAAGCAAUGUUUGUAACUGUAACUCAUUGAUUGGCAUAACCUGUCAAAAGUGGGGUGUUGCUGAACAAUUGACAGGAUCAGUUGCCAAAGGCAUAGCCACAUUAAAGCAGUGAGUUAGUAGUGUGCAUGUCUGUCUGCAGAGCAUGACUUGCUGAUUCAGUGCUUGCCUUCCAUUUAGUAUUGCAGUUGUUAGUGUUGCCCAUAUUAAAUAUAUUGUAUGCACUUGCUAUUGGCAAGCCAUAACUAAGGAAAUUCUAUACUUGGAGAGACCUACCUGGUCACCCAUGGGAAUUCCCAGUCCUUGAGCACGCUAGUUCUAUUCAAGGUAUCCAAAGAGGGAUUCCUACCCUCUCAGCUCAUCUAGCUCACUGUUUCUGGAAUGGCAAUUCCCAAUUCAGAAGUACUUAAGCAUCUUUCCAUUAUGUCUUCUAAAACAAAUGCUAAACAUAGAAAUCUUGACCAGAGAAAGCUGCAUUAUGGUUUAAUAUGACCUCAUGACAGUAGGUUGGAGAAUAUUGAUUAUUUUCUUACCAUUGAGCUUUGGAAGGUCAAACUGUUUGUGUUAAAAAUGUUGAAUCCAAAAGUUUUGCAUUUGAAUCCAAAAGGAAUUUCUUUGUUUCUUAACCCCUUGCAAUAUGCCUACUUUAUUUCCUUCUCUGUAAUAUUACCCUUGGUACUAUGGUAAUCUAUCUUGAAAAAAGUGAGAUUAUAAAUUCUUCCCACACACCCAAUAUCAAUAUAAUCAAUUCAACUGCUGGAGUUCCGAUUUUAAAACAUAGUCAUCAUUGAUCAUCUGAGGUUCAGAUCUAUCUACCACCAGCUACUUUACAUUUUGCUUAUGCCUUAGACUAUCAGCCUCAUAUUUCUACCAUAUCGCUAGCUGAAACCCAGAAAAUAAUUUUGAUCGUGGGUAUGUUUAUUCCAGUUGACCCAUUUGAUUCCAUCACAAGCCCCUCAAGUCAACAGCAGAGCCAUAAUUAUCCAUUUUUUUGCAAAGAUUCUUGUAGGUGCCAUUCUUUCUAGGCUGGUUGGCUUUGUUGCCUACUGUUCCUUCCCCAUAAACACCUUUGAUUAUAGUAUAACCAGUAUCUAUUAUCAUCCAUAUUCUGUCAUUAACCUGUUAGUAUGCACCAAUGUAUGUAACUGCAUCAAUAAUCAUCUCUCAAAAUUUUUUUUUUUUUAAUGUCAGCCGACAUUAUUAUUCUCAUUUAAUCGUAUAUUCAGUAAGAAUCAGAGGACAAAUUGUAAUCAGAUGGCAGUAUUGUUUUGAGAGAUGCAGUAACAUUGCUUUAUCAAACUGCUACUCCCAUGACUUUAUUUGGCAGCGUAUACACAGAUUAUAAAUAAAGAGAAAUGCCUUGGUUCUGUAAAAAUAAUCAAAUCUAAUUUCAGAAUAUCCAGCAUUAAAAAUGUACAUAAAAUUAGUUGUGAAUCUAUAUGAAAGUGUAUAUUUUAAAAGCUAUAAAAGAUUUAUUGUUGAUAAGUUUAACGCAUUUAGAUUGUAGAUGAUUUCCGGGGAUGUGCAAUCAAAGAUUACUUCCUCUCAUUGUGGUAGUUGUGAAUGAAGAAAACAGAUGAUGUCUGUAAACCACUGCCACCACCCAUGAGAGUUAGCGUUCUCACCUCACAGAUGCAGAAGAGUGAAUUUCAUUCAAUCUUUCUCAAGCCACUCAUGGCCUGAUGUUUUCAUGCCACUUCAUUCAAAAGAAAACCCCAGUACGGAAAAUGAAACUUCAACAUUGGAAAAAUCAUCAUUUGUAAAAUGUGGAAAAAUUAGUAUUAGUAUUGGAAGGGAAAUUAAUACUUAAAUUAAUUUAAAGCUCUCAUGAUUGGCAUCUCAAGUAAGGGUGAUAACACAGUGAGGCCAUGCAAACAUUCAGUAGAGAUGGACAUAAUAGACAAACAGUUGAGGCAAAACUAUCAUCUCCAUGAAACAGGCUGUUCCUCAGGUUUUUAAACACAUAUGGAGUUCUUUCAUCUAGGGGCCUGCAUAGUAUAUAAAGGGUUACACUCACUGUCAAGUAAUUAGUGAUGGGCAUUAAAUGCUGGCCUUGCCUAUAACACCCACAGCCAUUACAAAAAGAUAUGUUGGUGCUCUAAUGCUGAAUUACUGGACUGUCACCAUUAAAGAACAUAACUGAGCUAUGCGAAUACCAAAAUAGCCAUUAGGUAGUCAAAAUUAGUGUGACAGUAUUGGAAUAUACCCUGCAGAUUCCAUGUACUGCGCAUUAGUAAUCAGCAUAGUCCCUAGACUCAGCCAUGUGGAACAUUGUACACUGGCCAGGUUGAAUUACAAAACAAGAGUACGCACAGUCAAUAUCUAAAGCAGAAUUAAUAUAUAUUUUGUUCAGACACAUGCACGUAAAGUGAUACUUCAAGUGCACAAUGAUUCAAAAUGUAAACUGACUGCAGUACAUGUCAGGAGAUGUUUACAAAUAAUUCUAUUAAUCAUGCAGAUUCUUAAUUACAUUUGUGUAGUCUUUGAACAUUCAUUUGGAUUUCAAACAUGACUCAGGUUCAUCACCAAGCAAAUAUUCACUUAACGUGAAAAGUGUACACAUUUAAUAUGAAAUUGAGGACUGCAGAUGGAACACAUGCAAUGCAUGUCCUUUAUACGAACAGCACAAGUACACUGGCCACAGUAUAAAAAUCAAACAAAUUUGUCACUGACAUCAAAUUAUCACUCAGCUUUAUAAAAACUUCAAUCAUUUUGCAAUCACUAGUUUAUCAGUCAAGUUACUAUCUCAUCUCGCAGCUCAUCUGUUGUCCUCAUUCAUUAGUAAACCACAUUUCCAAGGGGAGGCAUCGCACUGAAUUCUCAGUGAAAGUGAAUUGUUAGAGGAGGGGGAAAUGAAUGAUAUUUAGAACCUAUUAGGCCCAAUAAUUAUAUUUAAGAGACAGCCCCAGAUAACCGAAUGGAUUAAGAUGGGGAGCAAUUAAAACUCGAGACUGAUCUCAGGGUGUUAAUAAAGAAACCACGAUAGGUCCAGGCAUCGUGAGCCAAGCAGAGAAUAAUUUUGCUAAGUUCUCACAUCUAAUCAUACACUGUAAAAUUAAUGUGUAUGGAAAUUUUAAGAGCUUCGAUCACAUCUUUCCCUCCCGCGCUCUUAAUCCAACAGUCUGAUAACCUGUUCUCAGUCUAUGAAUAAAGACUGGCUGGAGUGUGAAAGAAUAGCACCUGCUCGGGGAACUAUACACCAGCGAGGGAUCAAUGUCAAUAAAUGUAAAAGAAAAAGAAUAAAAAGUUCCUGCUUGUGCUGUAAAAUAUUGAAGUGUCUAAUGUUGGUAUCUUGCUUAUUUGAAUGCUCCAUUUGGUUCCCUCAAAUUUCAAAUCAGUAUUUGAUGAGAACUCCUGAAGAACUGAAUACCCCUAACUCUCCACUCUGUUUUUACCUGAUGCUUUACAUUCUAAUCUUCCUCUUUCAUCUGAUAAAUUUUCUCUCUCUCAGCUCCAGUGCCUGUACCCAUGGGAGCUCCAAGUAUACCCUGAGAGGUGGGAGAUAUGGACUAUAGAUCAUUGCUCCCCAAGUAGGAUAAUUUAGUUUCCCCAGUUCCUCCUUUUUUGUUGCCUGGCCAAUCCCUGUUUUAGCCCUUUCCCCCAAUAAAAUGAAUUUUCAGUUAGUGCAGCCUCCAUUUUAUUCAAGAUUAAACAUUUGAAUGCAGUUGAUUGACUGCUGAAAAUGAUACCCGUUUCUUUCUUGUAAAUAAUUGUAUAGCGUGUAAAUCUCAUUCAGAUUAUUUAAACAGCCACUGGGUGUGUUUCACACAUGCCAGCAAUCCUGCCAAUUCAUGCUUGUUUAAAAAAAAAUUUAAAAGCAAAAAAAACACCGUGUUUGCGGCUGAUUCGUAUAGACUGUUGAGAUAUUGUAUUCAGUUGUUAUCGUGUAGAGUUUUUACAUGUUGUGUAUGAAAAUGAAGUGACUUCCUAAUAUAAACCUAACUUCCAUGUAUUUGGAAAGAGGAGUGCAAAACUCACUGUUAUAAGUGCAAUGAAUAAUUCCUUGUUUGAACAUUGUAAAUGUAUGUAUGCUGCAUUGUAUACCGUGGUUGUAGUAUUGAAUAUAUGAUAUUGUAUAAUGUGGUUGUGUAAAAUGUGUCUGACCAAAUCAUUUCCAUGGAAACCAAUAAAGACCUUGAUUUAAAAAUGU
Amblyraja radiata (thorny skate) is the source of this 19121-nucleotide messenger RNA. Its product is annotated as protein bassoon. Gene Ontology annotation, molecular function: structural constituent of presynaptic active zone; metal ion binding. The transcript has 14 exons. The coding region runs from base 128 to 13300 and encodes 4390 amino acids. Gene Ontology annotation, cellular component: cytoskeleton of presynaptic active zone; glutamatergic synapse; GABA-ergic synapse. NCBI's taxonomy places the organism in Eukaryota, Metazoa, Chordata, Chondrichthyes, Rajiformes, Rajidae. Gene Ontology annotation, biological process: protein localization to synapse; presynaptic active zone assembly. The record is from RefSeq and is a predicted model, not a curated record.